AUGGCAGAAUGGUGUGCAGCGAAUCUUCGCAAUUGUGAGGGUUGGAGAUCUGCAGGUCUUGAAUUGUCUACAACGAGCGAUGAAAAUGCUCGCUGGCUUGAUGCUUGCAUUCGUCAACUUGUCUCAUGGUCCGAUUGCACUUCACUGGGGGGAUUCAACAAGUCUUUAGAGAAACUAGUCGAGUCUGACCCAAAUGCUAUCAUGGCUAGAAGUUUCAUUGUCGGUCUCAAAGGCUUGGGAACUGAAGCUGGUGCGCGGGACAAACAGUUUGUUGAGGAAAUGAACAAAUUAGAGAUUGAUGGAGAAAAAAACGGAAACGAAAGGGAAAAACUGCAUGCAAAAGCUGCUAUUCUGUGGGGCAGAGGGAAGCACCACGAAGCUGCAAAAGUUUGGGAUUCAAUUCUCGACAAAUUCCCAACUGAUUUGAUAGCGGUUAAAUUCGCACACGAUGCUCAUUUUUUCAAUGGAAGCGCCAUCGGAAAAUUGGAAUCGAUCGAAAAAAAAAACGACUAUCGAAUUGUAUUUUGGGCUCUGGAAUUGAAUCGAUUCGACUGUUGGGCGACACAUGCAAAAGCUCACGUUCUUGAGAUGAAUGGAAGACACAAAGAAGGAAAAUCUUUUAUGUAUGCUACGGAAGAUGAUUGGAAACACGGCUGGAUCUUGGCAAGUCACAAUUAUUGGCACACUGCUUUGUUCCACAUUGAGUUUGGAGAAUAUGAGGACGCAAUUUCGAUUUUUGACAAAGAAAUUUCGAAUCGCUUCAAUCGCACACGUUCAUUGCUUGACAUGGUCGAUGCGAGUUCAUUGUUGUGGCGAUUGGAACUUGAAGGAGCCAACGUCGGAAAGGACAGAUGGAGGAUGCUGAAAAAUCUCGGAAACUUCAUCGACAAUCAUUCAAUCGUCUUCAACGACGUUCAUUUGGGUUUGGCCCUAAACCGACAAGAAGACUUGGAAACUGCAGAGAAGCUUCGAGAUUCUUUAGACGAAUAUUCGAAACUGCUCAGUGAAGACAAUGCCCAAAUUAGUAGAACGAUAGGAAUGCCCCUGUAUGAUGGAAUGAUCGACUUUGCGAAUGGAAAAUACGAUGAAGCCGUUCUGAAAAUGUAUCCAAUUAAAGACGAAGUCGUGAAAAUUGGAGGAAGUCAUGCUCAGAGGGACAUGUUUGUGCAGACAUUGAUAAGGUCUUGUAUGCUGUCUAAAAAUGAGGAGAACUGGAUGAAAACCCAGGAGCUUCUACGGCAACGUAGCGAGUUCAAACCGAACUCUGUUCUCGGAGAACGUUUAGCCGAAAAGUUUCGAAUCCUUCAUCCAAUUUCUGUAUUCUGA
This is a messenger RNA of Caenorhabditis bovis, 1326 nucleotides long. Lineage: Eukaryota; Metazoa; Nematoda; Chromadorea; Rhabditida; Rhabditidae. The record is from the annotation of a GenBank genome assembly.